GUUUGGGAAAGCGGCGACUUCAGCCUCUCCUGACCACGGUCCGGAGGGACUCGGGCAGCAGUUAUUCCCAUUUGCCUUGAGUAGAUUGGAGAACGCAUCUAUUUUUCCUAAUCCCCUCUGAGAAGAGCUUUGGACUGGGAGCUUGGAGGCCUGAGACCUGGGACUCUUUGCUUCUGACUUGCUGGGUGAUUUGGGCUCUCUGCCCUCAGCCCCUACCAUGGCCACAGCCAUAGCCCAGAAGCUCAGUCGCUUCUUUCCCAGUGUCCGGCAGCUGGGACAGAUGCCCAGGAUCCUGGGGGAGCUGGCAGCCCCCCUGCCAGACAGCACCGUGGGCCGAGCUGAGGUGCCUCGCCUCUUCUGGAAGCCAUACAUCUACUCAGGUUACCGGCCCCUGCAUCGUACCUGGCGUUUUUACUUCCUGAGCCUUUUCCAAAAGCACAAUGAAGCUGUCAACGUCUGGACCCACCUGGUGGCUGCCCUGGUGCUGCUUCUGCGCCUGGCAUAUUUUGCGGGCAGUGUGGACUUUGUGGGUGACCCCCAUGCCCGGCCCCUUUUCCUCAUUGUCCUUGCCUCUAUUACCUACCUGUUCUUUAGUGCUGUGGCCCAUCUCCUGCAGGCUAAGUCUGAGUUCUGGCAUUACAGUUUCUUCUUCUUGGACUACGUGGGUGUGGCCGUGUACCAGUUUGGCAGUGCCCUGGUCCAUUUCUACUAUGCCAUUGAGCCAGCAUGGCAUGCCCGCGUGGCAGCCAUCUUCCUGCCUGCCGCCGCCUUCCUCGCCUGGCUGUCUUGCGCUGGCUCCUGCUAUACCAAGUACCGCCAGCUGCCUGGGAUGCUGGGCCGCAUUUGCCAGGAGAUGCCCUCAGGAUUGGCCUAUGCCUUGGACAUCAGCCCGGUAGUGCACCGCAUCUAUGUGGCCCAGGUCCUGGGUCAAGAAGACCCGGCGGUGCUCUAUCACAAGUGCCAAGUGGCAUUCUUCCUCCUGGCAGCUGCCUUCUUCUCUGCCUGCUCCCCUGAGAGGUGGUUUCCUGGCAAGUGCCACACGUUUGGGCAGGGCCACCAGCUGUUUCAUGUUUUCCUGGUGCUGUGCACACUAGCCCAGCUUGAGGCCGUGGCCUUGGACUAUGAGGCCCGGCGGUCCAUCUACGAAGGGCUUCACCGCCAUGCCCUCCACAACUUCUCAGCCCUCUUUCUCCUUACUGUGGUCUGUAGUGUCCUAACUGCCCUCUUCCUUAGUCACCGAGUGAGGCAGGAGCUCAGAUGCAAAGAGGACUGAAGGGCAGUGGGAGAGUGCUAGGUGGAGGUGGAAGGGCCUGGGCCCAGGGCCCGGUGCCCAGCUCAGGAUGAGGAGAGCAAUCAGACUAUUUUAGAAGCCCCAGUAAAGUUGUUUGUGUCUGGUCCACUGUGAAUCAAAGUGCUCCCUCCCUCUCCUCCCCAAUACCCUUCUUUUCUUAACUCGAUAGGGAUGGGGGAGGACAAUGGAUCUAGAUUCUGAUAGGAAGAUGGGGUAUGGAGCUUGAGGAUGCUGGUGCCCGGAGGUUUAGUGUUGUCUUCAGCCUUGCUGAUUCUAGGCAGAUCCCUCUUCCUUUCUACCCUGACCUAUAUGAUUUCCUUGUCUGUCUCUGUCCAGUUGGAAAAAAAACCAAACAGAUUUAUAGGAGGGAUAUAUGUGGCCACCUGAAGGUAUGCUUGGGGUCUCCCCCUCUCUCCUUUUCUUUGAUGUUUCUUUGGGUGAGAUGGCUAAGGCAUGUGGACCCUCCUUGGGUUGGAGGCAAAACCCAGAGCUCCGAAGUUGACUAGAAGAUGAGGACAACGAGGUCACCAAGGAUGAAUUUGAAAGUGGGGGAAAAGGAGGUUCUAGGGUGUUCUCAAAGCUCAGCAACUCUCAGGGGUGGAGAUGGGGAAAGACAUUUUAGAAUUCUUUGGACUGGGGCCUUGGAGUCUUUGGGACAGGGUACUAAAUUUAACUUGGUGGGUAUUUUUUCAGCAGCAGAAAGUAUUGAAGAGUUUGUCAUGAACAGAAAAACCAGAAGUGGGUGGGUUGGAGGUGUACAUGAUAGCAGUACUGUCCUGCCUACCCUCGCAAUGGAACCGUAUGCCAUUUCUUUCUCAUGAAGAGCCUAUCCAAAGGUGUUUUCCCUUUUGGACUUCAGGCCAAAACUUUGAUGAUAAUUUGGGGACUGAUCUGGCUAGCUCAGCCCACCCCACUCCAGCUGCCAUGGGUCCCCCCUUUCCUGGCCCCUAGAGUUUACUGGUCUGUCUUUCAGAAGAUCUCUGCUCAGCCCUUGCCUCUCCCUGAGCUAGGGGGAGUGGCGGUGGGGAAACUGGGGUCCAGAGAUGAGGAUGGACUUGCCCAAAGGCACCCAGCAAUUGAGUGGUGUAACCAAGGUUAAAACUCAGGUUCUCUGACACCCUUUCCCCAUGCUAUAGCACUUUCCUUCCCCCCCUUCCCCCAGGGAGGGUCCCAGAUCUUUUCACUCAAGCUCUGAGUACUGAUCUGAGGGCUGCCCAGAGGGUCAGGGGAGACGCACUGCUCCUGCUGCUCUGAGUAGGAGAGGGUGGAGUGGGUUGUUGAAGACAUCCGGGCCUUCAUGCUUAAUCAAGCUGCCCUGACCACAACUUCCUGUCUUCUCUACCCUGGCCAUCAGCCCCACGGAGAAGUCCUGGAGGUUCGUGGGAGGAAGGAAGCCCAGGUCAGCCCUUUCCUGAGUUACUAUCGGCUGAGCAGCGUGGGACAGGGCUUCUCGUUUCGUGAUUUUCCGGGCCAGUGGUCUGGCCUGCAGUGGGCCUUAAUAAAUAUUAGCUGAUUCUGAA
This is a messenger RNA of Gracilinanus agilis (Agile Gracile Mouse Opossum), 2811 nucleotides long. RefSeq names its product progestin and adipoQ receptor family member 7 (gene PAQR7). Gene Ontology annotation, molecular function: steroid binding; nuclear steroid receptor activity. The record is from RefSeq and is a predicted model, not a curated record. Lineage: Eukaryota; Metazoa; Chordata; Mammalia; Didelphimorphia; Didelphidae. Gene Ontology annotation, cellular component: plasma membrane. Gene Ontology annotation, biological process: response to steroid hormone. Bases 218 to 1273 code for a protein of 351 amino acids. The transcript is spliced from 3 exons.